AAUCUAUCGGUAUUUCAACAAUCAAUACAAUACACAGUAGUAGUAGUAGUAAUAGUAGUUAAAUAUCAGUCAAUCAUAUGAUUACUAAAACAAUAAAAAAAGCGAUUCAAUAAAUAAUUUAUUUUUUUUAUUGGCCACCGAUUUACCGAUAGUGUAACCACUAGUAGUAGUGUCUGUGUGUGUGUUUGGCCACAAACUCACCCAACCGACCGACCGACCGACCGACCGACCGACCGACCGACCGACCGACCAACUGAUCCAUUGACUGGCAGUGACCAACCAAUCGGAUGAUCUGGAAAACAAUGUCCAACAAUCUAGUACUGAGAAUAUUGUCGUCGUCGGUAAACAUAUCGGCCAAAGCCGGCUCUAUAGUCAGGGAUGUAAUGAAAACGGGCGAACUGGCCGUCGUCGACAAAGGAGUCAACGAUCUGCAGACCGAAGCCGACCGACGGGCGCAAAACUGUAUCAUUACUUCACUGUCGAAACAGUUCCCGAAGAUUGCUAUUAUUGGCGAAGAGACAUUAGAUCCAAAUGAUAAGAUCGACGACAAAUGGAUUGUCAGCUCAUUUGACGAGUCAGUGUUGAGCCAUAAGUGUCCAGAAGAAUGGCUGAAUGUUACCGAUGAAGAUAUAGUCGUAUGGGUCGACCCAUUGGAUGGUACUUCCGAAUACACACAAGGACUUCUCGAUCACGUUACUGUCCUCAUCGGCCUAUCGGUAAAGGGGCGGGCAAUUGGCGGUGUCAUUCAUCAACCAUUUUAUAAUUUUGAUAAAGAAAAUGAUAGUACGAAAUUAGGUCGAACCAUAUGGGGAUUGGUAGGUCUGGGUGCCUACGGCUUCCAGCACAGGCAGCCACCAGUAGGGAAAGUUAUAGUAACGACUACCCGAUCGCAUAGUUCGCCGACAAUCAACGCUGCCAUCGAACAUAUCAAUCCGGACGAAGUAAUACGUGUGGGCGGUGCCGGCCAUAAGGUACUGCUGGUUAUCGAAGGUCAGGCUCAUGCCUACGUAUUUCCGAGUCGGGGCUGCAAAAAAUGGGAUACCUGUGCACCGGAAGCCGUACUGGAAAGCCUGGGCGGACGGUUGACCGAUGUUUUCGGUAAUCAGCUGAGAUACGAUCGCAAUGUUGAACAUACAAACGAAUUGGGCGUUUUGGCCACACAUUGCGCCCGUACGAGUCAUCCGUAUUUUUUGGCCAAAUUUUCCGAUGAUAUCAAAGCUUCACUAUUGUCUUCAUCGCAGAUGAAGCGAAAUAAUUGACUUAUUUUUAAAAUAGAUUUUUAGAGACAAUUUAA
Molecule: messenger RNA, 1294 nt
Organism: Oppia nitens
Lineage: Eukaryota; Metazoa; Arthropoda; Arachnida; Sarcoptiformes; Oppiidae
Product: 3'(2'),5'-bisphosphate nucleotidase 1-like
Exons: 6
Coding region: 288-1259 (323 amino acids)
Biological process (GO): phosphatidylinositol phosphate biosynthetic process
Molecular function (GO): 3'(2'),5'-bisphosphate nucleotidase activity
Source: RefSeq, a predicted model, not a curated record